Messenger RNA from Manihot esculenta (cassava), 2216 nucleotides. RefSeq names its product signal recognition particle subunit SRP68. The transcript has 14 exons. Gene Ontology annotation, biological process: SRP-dependent cotranslational protein targeting to membrane. Gene Ontology annotation, molecular function: signal recognition particle binding; 7S RNA binding; endoplasmic reticulum signal sequence receptor activity. NCBI's taxonomy places the organism in Eukaryota, Viridiplantae, Streptophyta, Magnoliopsida, Malpighiales, Euphorbiaceae. Gene Ontology annotation, cellular component: signal recognition particle, endoplasmic reticulum targeting. The record is from RefSeq and is a predicted model, not a curated record. The coding region runs from base 173 to 1975 and encodes 600 amino acids.
CCCUGAGCCUGAACAUGCAAAACCCAAAAAACCCGAGCACAAACAUAAUUCACAAAAACCAACGAUAGUACCGCAAUCGCUGAGGCCCCUUAGAAGGUCGCCCGAGCAUUUCAUCCACCGCGAGGAAGAGCCGCCGCCACCGUAUCAAUAUCUAGAAACAGUUCAAGGACUGAUGGGAAAGGGUAGCGAAACGACGGCCAUGGAAAUUGACGCUUCAAAAUCUACUUCCGAUCAGAUCAAUCCCAGAUUUUCUAUCAAUGUGUUGCAGCUCCUGAAGUCUGCGCAGAUGCAGCAUGGGUUGCGACAUGGUGACUAUGCGCGUUAUCGGAGGUAUUGUACUGCUCGGCUGAGGAGGUUAUACAAAUCAUUGAAGUUUACUCAUGGACGCGGUAAAUACACUCGUAGAGCUAUAACUGAAUCCACCGUUACUGAAGUGAGGUUUCUGCAUCUGGUUCUCUAUUUGGCGGAGAGAGCUUGGAGCCAUGCCAUGGAGAAGCGACAACUUCCAGAUGGUCCAAAUGCUCGACAACGGAUCUAUCUUAUUGGGAAACUGAGGAAGGCAGUAAAAUGGGCUGAUCUGUUUGCACGGUUGUGUGCUACCAAGGGAGAUUCUAGAACAUCUUUGGAAGCUGAGGCGUAUGCUGCCUAUAUGAAUGGAAAUUUGUUGUUUGAACAAGAUCGGAAUUGGGAUACUGCAUUAAAGAACUUCAUAAGCGCCAGAGCUGUGUAUGAGGAACUUGGGAAAUAUGGAGACCUAGAGAAUCAGCUUUUAUGCCGUGAGCGGGUUGAGGAGCUGGAACCUAGCAUUCGUUACUGCCGGCACAAAAUUGGUGAGUCAAAUCUUCAAACAUCUGACCUCCUACAAAUUGGUGAGAUGGAAGGGCCUGCAUUGGACCUCUUCAGAGCUAAGUUGGAGGCUGUUAUGGCUGAGGCAAGGUCCCAACAGGCUGCUUCUUUGACAGAGUUUCACUGGCUUGGUCACAAAUUUCCAAUAUCUAAUGCAAAAACUCGGGUUGCCAUUUUAAAAGCUCAAGAACUAGAGAAGGAUUUGCGUGGCCCAACUGCAGAUUCUCUCCCAGCAGAGAAAAAAUUAGCUAUUUUUGAUAAAAUUUUUACUGCAUAUCAUGAUGCUAGAAGCUCCAUUCGCAGUGACUUGGUCAGUGCAGGUAAUGCCGAUAGUGUAAAAGAUGACUUAAGUGGCCUUGAUAAAGCAGUUAGUGCUGUACUAGGACAACGGACGAUUGAGCGUAACCAGUUGUUAGUUACCAUUGCAAAGAGUAAACUUACUAGGGGCCGUGAUGACAAAAAUGAGAAAGUUACCAGGCCUGAGGAGCUUGUUCGCUUGUAUGAUCUAUUAUUACAGAAUACAUCUGAUCUUUCUGACUUAGUUAGUUCUGGAAGAGAUACAAAACAUGAGGAGGUUGCAUUCUCAGAAGAAUGUGCAGUUAGAAAUUUGGCUUUCCGAGCUCAAAGGUGCUUCUAUGUAGCAAAGUCCUACAGCUUGGCUGGGAAGAGAACAGAAGCAUAUGCAUUAUACUGCCGAGCUCGUUCCCUUGCUGAGAAUGCCUUACAGAAGUUUCAGUCUCUCAAUAACUCUGAUGAGAUGAUGAUGAAAGAGCUGAAGACAUUAUACAAUGAUUGCAGAUCUAAUAGUUGCAUAGAGCAUGCAUCAGGAAUUUUGGAGGAAGAAAAAGCUCCAGAGAAACUGUCGGAAAAAGUUUCUGCAAUAUCAUUAAGUGGGGGUGACAAGAAGGUGGAAAAAUUCCUUCUUGAGAAACUUGACGCCUAUGAGUCUGCAGUUGGGAAUGCAAAUGUGAAAGCUCCUCCUCGCAUUGAAGUCUUUCCCCCAGCCUUCCAGUCAAUAUCUCGAAAUCCUAUCAUUCUAGAUCUUGCUUAUAAUUAUAUUGAUUUCCCAUCUCUAGAGAACAGGAUGAAGAAGGACAAGAAAGGCUUUAUUAGUAGGCUCUGGGGAUGAGUCUUGUAGGAGGCAGCAUAGCAUUAACCGAGAAAACCAGGAAAAAAGAAAAAGCAAAAUGGAUUAUGUGACAAGGCAUUGGAGGUGCUUCCCUUGAAGUUAGCAGCUGAUUUUGUAAUUGUAUUUAUUUCGUUUCCAUGAUGGUAUUUCUUUUGAAUUUUGGAUAUUUGAAAAUUUUUGGGCUUUUUCGUUUUUGGCAAAUUUUAAUGAAAAAGAUGAAGUAUAACAAAGUUCUGGACCA